Molecule: messenger RNA, 1462 nt
Organism: Ruditapes philippinarum (Manila clam)
Lineage: Eukaryota; Metazoa; Mollusca; Bivalvia; Venerida; Veneridae
Exons: 5
Coding region: 214-1233 (339 amino acids)
Source: RefSeq, a predicted model, not a curated record
UAUGAAAGUUUUAUCAUUAAAACAUAUGAACCUAUAUAUAUACGCAAUAAUUCAGUGAAUGCUCACUUUAAAAUUGUAUCUAUUUUACAGUACAAUGGGCGAACAGGGGACUAUGGAGACGAGCAAUGUAUACCGUGUAGUCCGUGUCCUGAUGGAACUUUCUCGGAGAACGGACGAGGGGAGUGUUCUCAUUGUCGCACAAAUUGUACAGAGAUGAACAGAGAGUAUGAUUCAACGUGUUCCAAAACACAGGAUUCCAAAUGCGGGAGCUGCUUGACAAAUUAUGAAGAUAUUUACGGGCAUUUUCUUUUCCCAUGUAGCCCGAAAAAAGAACACAAGGAACUUAUUCCGCCGAAGGGAGAGAAGCCUAUCCGCCCGGAUGGAGAGACAGAAACUGCUGGAGAUACUCCUAAAGAUUCAAAAGUGACCAAAAGUCCCAGUUUUUGGAUACCUGUUGGCAUUACUGGAAUAGUUGUAUCAUUUAUUGUGGUUGUAAUUUUCGUAGGAAGAAAACUGAAAUUAGCGACGCAUAAAAGCGAUUCUUCCGCCGAAGGUGCACAUGACUACACAGAGAUAAAUAUUCUCCAUGAGGGAACCAUUCCAAAAGAUGACACGGCCCUUCUUGAUGGCGACAUAGACAUUGACGCUGUCAGGGAAGAUACAGUUCCAAACGUUUCUACCCAUAUACCAAGGAGAAAUGAAAAUGUCCGUACAGAAUUAGAAAAUGGACAGCAGCCGUGUGCGAGACCAGAGUUGACUCAGCAUAUACCUUCAUUGUCACAACUGGACGGGAUAAGUGUGCUUCAACUCUCCGAUGGCAGAAUUGUGUCAUUACAAAUAGUCAAAGACUUCUGCGAAUGUAAGGAACAACGAUCAUGUGAAUGCAGUUCAUUCUAUUUUCCAAAUUUACAAUUGGAGAAAUCAGAUGAAUAUAUACUAAUAACAGCCUCUGAAAUUUGCCAUGAGUAUAGUGAACUUUUCCAAAAGCUUGGUCUUACGCCUCCAGUCUUGUAUCAGGAGAGCGAUACAAGAGAUCGAGAUCCUGAAAAAAUAACACAGAAAGAAUUAUUCACAAGACUUUUGAAUAUAUGGAUUGAAAUGAAGUUCGAGGAAGCGACUCUAAAAAACUUAUCAAUAGCGCUUUGUGAAGCAAAGUUUCACAAAAUUAAUAAAUUACUUAUAGAUUUAUAUAGAAAUAAGAUACAAUCUAUUAGAAACACGCCUUCUCAUUAAUUAUUGAUCUUUAUUAGACUAAGUAUUAAUUAUUAAUAUUUAUACAUUAUUAUAAACGAUUAAAACUUAUUUUGUUUUGUUUGAGAUACUUGCUUAUUGUUAAAGACAUAAUUAAACUGAAUAUUAAUUAUGUUUAUGUUGUUUCGUUAACAUUUUCAUGUUAUUGAAUAUUAUUUUUAAUGAAAAUAAUGUUGCGUUAUAUUUUUAAAUCAUUAAAUAUUUGUACUUG